Molecule: messenger RNA, 534 nt
Organism: Schistosoma bovis
Lineage: Eukaryota; Metazoa; Platyhelminthes; Trematoda; Strigeidida; Schistosomatidae
Source: the annotation of a GenBank genome assembly
CUAGUCAUUUGAGGAGUCACGCUUGACACAUGGCGGGACUGCAUGUCUUGAAUAAUGUCGUGGCUCUCUACCCUAGUCGUUGGUGAGAUUCUAUGUAUUGAUGAGAGAUGUAAUCAAAUGGUUACAAGGCUGUUUGGCGUUAAGGCGUUAGAUAAAGGCAUCUUUACAAACAUCAUAUUUAACCCUCCCCAUUAGCACCAUCAUGUCGACAAUAUAUCUGAUGGGAACUACAGAUAAAUGCUAUGUCUUUAUCAUUAACGCAAACCAUGUGAAUCUUCUCCAAAGGCUUCAAUGUCUAGUAUACGGAAAUAUAUAUUGGAUGUGUAAUAUGAUAUCUGAUUGCAAUUAUUUCUUGCACCUAGUGACUUACCUCUUCAUUUUUUCUACAGUUGCAUUCGGAGAUAAUAGAUUUGGUCUGACAAAAUGACUAAUUUUGGCCAGGUGGAUUCUUUGGAUGUCAUUCGAAUAUAGUAAUUCUCUGAAAUAAUCUUGUGAACAAAAAAUGGUCUGUCAAUAAAAUGUACUCCUGUGUUG